This is a messenger RNA of Racocetra persica, 123 nucleotides long. NCBI's taxonomy places the organism in Eukaryota, Fungi, Glomeromycota, Glomeromycetes, Diversisporales, Gigasporaceae. The record is from the annotation of a GenBank genome assembly.
AUGGAAGAAUCUUCAGAUGACAAAUUUGAAAGUAAAAAUGAAGAUGUUGAAGAAGAAUAUGCAAAUGAUGAUGAAUUUGCUAUAAAUAAUACUUAUUCUACAAUUGAUAUCAAUAUGAAAUAG